AUGACAUUCACAGAGUUCCUUCACCUGAAGGUUCUCUGGACAAGAGGUGACAUCAACGACUUGUUCCCUCAGGAAAAUGAGCCGGAUUUCUUUUCUCGCUCCGCCCUGCAGUGCGUUCACAAGGACUCUUUCAGAAAUAUCGAGAGCGACCUCGAGGCUACCAAAGGUCGCGAUCCGCAUGCUCUGAUCCACAGCGGCAAGAUGGCGGCGGGACUGUUCAGUGUGUUCGAAGCAUACAUUCCUCUCAUCAUGUCGAUAGACGCACAGCCGGGCGUGGAUUCGUCGCCCAAGGUGAUAAACCUGGGCAUUGUCCAGCCGCAGCCGAAAGCAUCUGACACGUCGGGCAUGGCGAGGCAGCUUAACAGAAUGACGCUGCAAAAAACGCCCAUGUCGUCUUUCGGGAGCCCCCUGACGCCGGAAACUCCGGAAUUGUCCCUUCGGGCAGAAUAUGAGGCUCUGCUCGACCACGCCACUUGGGUGCCCGACCCCAAGGUAUUUGUUCUGAAUGACAAGAAGAACUCGAGGCGUCUUCUCGAGGCUCGGGUGGACGGCUAUCUGCGAAAGAGGAUGGGUGCAAGCGCGUACGGGAUUGUGGAAGUCAAGCCGUACGUGCGCACCUCGCACACAGACCAGAUCGAAUGGCAGGAAGGCGCUCAGAUGGCGGCUUGGAUCUCACAGACUCCGGGCACCGUCAACAAUGGCGUCUUUAUGGCUCCGGGAGGUGCGGGUAUCAUGCGACGAUUUAUGAUUACACAGAACCGACAGGAGAUCUACGUCACAGUCGCCGAGUACGACAAGACGUACGAAGAAUAUCUCCACGGCGGACCUCAGACGCCGCCGCUCCCAUCCAAAGGCCCGGCUCCGAGAGCGCCGAUGCAGAUAGGCAAACCGCCGCAGGCUGUGCCCCUGGCACCACGCAAGGGAGCUCGGGCAGAGUACUACGGUGGCGGAUACGACGGCAGUGUGAAUCGGCCGUCCGGCUACGGCCAAGGACAGUCUUCGAAACAGCCACUGGUGGAUCCAACGCCUGGAUUCCUUCUUAUGCGCUGCUUCGGGCCUGUCCCGAUCAACGACCCGAGGAGGAUGCGCAAGCUGUGCCAGGCUAUAGUUGCGCUCAGCAUUGAGGCAGUCGGUGCUUGUUCUUAG
Grosmannia clavigera kw1407 is the source of this 1146-nucleotide messenger RNA. RefSeq lists its product as uncharacterized. The record is from RefSeq and is a predicted model, not a curated record. The coding region runs from base 1 to 1146 and encodes 381 amino acids. The transcript is spliced from 3 exons. NCBI's taxonomy places the organism in Eukaryota, Fungi, Ascomycota, Sordariomycetes, Ophiostomatales, Ophiostomataceae.